GGAUGUCUGCUUCUUCUGCGACCCCGGAAGCACUAGGGACUUUGGAUUGUUGUCUGGCGAGAGGGCAAGAUGGAGUGUCGAAGAUUGAUUAAGGAGUAGAGCCUCUUGGAUCAGCACUACAAACAAAAUGUCAUGGCUACAGUCUGCAAUUAGCCAGUGCUAUGAAGAUGUAUUUGAUGAAAAUGCAGAUGAGAUGGACAUAGCCCAGAAAGAAUGGAAGAGUGCAAUGGAGAAACGAGUCAAGGAGGGCUAUAGGGAAGGUGUUGAGGCUGGGAAAGUGGUAACACUUCAACAAGGCUUCAAUCAGGGUUACAAAGAAGCAGUAAGGGUGAUGUUUGAAUGUAGCCAGCUCAAAGGAACCAUAAGUGCUCUUCUGUCUUGGUAUCAUCACAAUAAACACAGCCCUGCAAUGCUGAACGAGAUGACUGAUCUGCUGAAUCAAUUAAGAAUAUACGAGGAACUUAUGCUUAAGAAUUUAAAUUGUAUAAACCCACAACCCAGUGUUGGAUAUUUGCUACAUACUCUUAAUGACAUGGAUCUUGAUCAUGAAUACUGCGCUGUUGAACAACAUAGUAUAACAUGUGCUGAGCUUACUAAAAAUAGUUGCAGAAAUAAUGGAACAGAUUCAUUUCAAAAUGAAUGCUGUGGCAGCACAGAAGAUCACAAAAGUUCUAAAAGAGCAUCCCUUUCUUGGCUUAAAGAAAGAACUGCCAGUAUCAUGGAACAAUUUGGUUUAUCUUCAGACACAGUUAAACAUACAUAGCUCUUGGCAAAAUAAUGUCUAAUUUUAAAUUAUAUUUAUUUCUUUUAAUCAUUUUUGACAAUCACAUGAUCACAGGACACUGACAAUCAUAAAUACAAGAAUUGAACACAAAGUUGAGAUUAUCUUAAUUUCAAGCUGUCAUUUCACAAGGCAAGACUACCUGUAUGGUUUCAACAGAUUAUGGUAAUUAUAUUUCAUCUUUAUUAUUUUUAUAAAUAAUCCUGUGGCUGUCUUUCAUGCUGUUAGAGGCUGGGCCCUGGAUAGGGAACAACAGGCUUCACCUGAACUCUGAUAAGGGAGUACUUAUGGAUAUAUGGAGCCUCUGGAGUUUUAUCUUUA
Notechis scutatus (mainland tiger snake) is the source of this 1102-nucleotide messenger RNA. It is a transcript of the gene YAE1, whose product is annotated as YAE1 maturation factor of ABCE1. Lineage: Eukaryota; Metazoa; Chordata; Lepidosauria; Squamata; Elapidae. The record is from RefSeq and is a predicted model, not a curated record.